Tachysurus vachellii is the source of this 908-nucleotide messenger RNA. RefSeq names its product SEC11 homolog A, signal peptidase complex subunit (gene sec11a). The coding region runs from base 224 to 763 and encodes 179 amino acids. The transcript is spliced from 6 exons. Gene Ontology annotation, molecular function: serine-type endopeptidase activity. NCBI's taxonomy places the organism in Eukaryota, Metazoa, Chordata, Actinopteri, Siluriformes, Bagridae. Gene Ontology annotation, cellular component: membrane; signal peptidase complex. The record is from RefSeq and is a predicted model, not a curated record.
AGAUAAGAAGGCUACCUCACACAAGUUAACGAGUAGAAAUUUCAAGUGGACCAUUUUCUUUGCCUUUUACAAUUUGGAUAUUGGGAAUUACAAGUUGCGACAUCCAGCUGAACGCAGUAAUAGAAGUAGUAUAAUUUAGUUAUUUUUUGAGAGAAGAUCAACAAAUAAUAAGGCUUAUUACACACACACACACACACACACACACACACACAUAUUUGACAAAAUGCUCUCUUUAGACUUUCUCGACGAUGUUCGGCGAAUGAAUAAGCGCCAGUUGUAUUACCAGGUGCUGAAUUUUGGUAUGAUCGUGUCUUCAGCCUUGAUGAUUUGGAAAGGCCUGAUGGUUGUGACUGGAAGCGAAAGCCCAAUUGUAGUUGUUCUCAGUGGCAGUAUGGAGCCUGCAUUUCACAGAGGAGACCUGCUAUUUCUCACAAAUCGAGUUGAAGAUCCAAUCAGAGUUGGAGAAAUUGUGGUGUUCAGGAUUGAGGGCAGAGAGAUCCCCAUUGUCCACAGAGUGCUCAAAAUUCAUGAGAAGGAAAAUGGGGACAUUAAGUUCCUGACAAAAGGAGAUAAUAACUCUGUGGAUGACCGAGGCCUAUACAAGAGGGGACAGCAUUGGUUGGAGAAGAAGGAUGUGGUGGGCAGGGCAAGAGGAUUUGUGCCUUACAUAGGAAUUGUUACAAUUUUGAUGAAUGACUACCCUAAGUUUAAGUAUGCUGUUCUAUGCAUGCUGGGACUCUUUGUUUUGGUACAUAGAGAGUAAUCCUUCUCUACCAAGGACAUCGUGAUAAAUCAAGGCAGUUCCAACCCUCCCCAAGCCAGUUUUGCUAGCAUGUUACUUCUUUUUAUGCCAAAUAUUUGUAACUGUCAAGAACUGAGGUUAAUGAUUAAAAUUACAUGGCUGUUAA